This is a messenger RNA of Gossypium arboreum, 3774 nucleotides long. Its product is annotated as protein ENHANCED DOWNY MILDEW 2-like. The transcript is spliced from 19 exons. The record is from RefSeq and is a predicted model, not a curated record. Bases 307 to 3555 code for a protein of 1082 amino acids. NCBI's taxonomy places the organism in Eukaryota, Viridiplantae, Streptophyta, Magnoliopsida, Malvales, Malvaceae.
AAAAAGCUCAUGAUAAGACGUAAACUGUACCAGUAACUGUUCUUGCCAGAAACUGUUCAUGUAGCCAGCCCAGUUUCUGCCAUUUUUGUACAUUUUAUUUCAAGCACACGCUUCUUACAUUUCCAGCAACUCACUCUCUCUUCUUCAACAUUUUCCCAGCUUUUCUCCCUUUCCAAACAAGAUUUUAGGGAUUUGUUUUUCCACUGAAAUUUCAACUCCCUCCUACACCAUCUGUCCUUUACGUCUCUCAUUUCGAAGUUCAUACCCUCCUCACUUUUCGCCCCUUCUUAUUUUUCAGAUAAGUAAAUGUCAUCCUCUGACGAAGAAGGUGAGUUUACUCCAGAAAUUCAUGUCUCGGAAUAUGUUUUUGUUGAUCAAAACGGUGAGCCAAUUUCAUUUUCGGUCUUGCCUCUCCUAUGGAACGAAAAUGAGGUCAUUGGCAACAGUAAAGCCCAGGUUUUCUUAGAGGGAGUUGCUGACGAUGGUCGUCUGAAGAUUUACCAGCAAGUUGUCGCAUGGAUGUUUGAUCUUUCCUAUGCGCUGCCUGAAAUUUUGGUGUUCUCCAAGAACAAGAAACGGAUGACACUCCAGAAGCCUAGGAAGAGUUUCGUAAGUACCAUUAGGACAAUCCUAAUCACAAUUCAUUGGAUGCAUUUCCUGAAAAAGAACACAGAGACACCAGCAAAAUCUGUAUGGAACCACUUGCAAAACGUCUUCAGCUUAUAUGAGUUUGAGCCUUCUGAGCAUGAACUUUUGCAUCACAAGCUGUUAAUUGGUGAAGCUAUGAAAAGGGAUAAAGACUUAGCCAAGUCUAAGAAUGUACUUAACUUUGUGGAGGUACCUCGGACAAAUAUAGCACCUCAUCAGGAUAUACCCAAGAAGAAUAACUUUAUAAAUGAUGGAGAUGUAGACGAUGAAGAUUACAAUGAUGAUGACAUAGGUGAAGAAGUUGAUGGUGUGAGGAAGUCCAUUUUCGAUCCUGUUUGUGCAAUUUGCGAUGAUGGUGGCAACGUUCUACCCUGUGAAGGAAGGUGCUUGAGGUCUUUUCACCCAACAAAAGCUGCUGGGAUUGAUUCUUUCUGUGAAUCUCUUGGCUUUGUCAAUGACGCUCAAAUUGAUGCUAUUCCAUCUUUUUUGUGUAAAAAUUGUCUAUAUAAGCAGCAUCAAUGUUAUGCCUGUGGUGAAUUAGGCUCUUCUAACAAUACUUCUGAUCAAGAGGUUUUUCCUUGUGUUUCUGCAACUUGUGGGCAUUUCUAUCAUCCAAAGUGUGUGGCAAAAUUGCUCCAUGCUGACAAUGAAGCUGAGGCAAAAAAACUUAGAGAUAAAAUUACUGCAGGGGAUUCAUUUACCUGUCCUGCCCACAAAUGCUUUGCUUGUAAGCAAAGUGAAGAUGCACAAGUUUAUGAUUUGCAAUUUGCUCUAUGUAGGCGUUGCCCUAAGGCUUACCACAGGAAAUGUUUACCCAAGAGUAUUUGCUUCCAACAUGACAAGUAUACAAAUAGUUUCGGAAGGGCAUGGGAGGAUCUCUUGCCCUAUAAUCGGAUUCUAAUAUACUGCAUGGAGCAUAAGAUUAUCAAAGAGCUUGAAACUCCAAGCAGAAACCAUUUGAUUUUUCCUGAUUUUGGAGUCAAAGAAAAGAAAUGCAAAUUGGAGCUAUCUUAUAGAGGAAAGAAUUUGGCCUCAAAGCAAAGUGAUGUUUCUGAAGUUUUUGUGACAAGUAGGAAUGUUUUGAAGAAGCCAACGCUGGUUCAAAAGGCCUAUGGUGAUACUCAUGCUGGUGGAUCUAGUGAAAGAACUAAGAAGCCUUGUUCUAGACAAGAAUUUUCUCCUUUGAAGGAUCCAAAUACAUGCGUCACUAGUAGAAAGUUCUUGAAGCAAAAUGCUAGACCAAACUUUGAUAGGUCACUUUCCAAAGAGAAAACCAAGCUAACCCAGACAAAAGGUAACAUAAAAGUGAACUUACAAUUAAAUCAAACUGGCCUUAAGUCCAAGAAUACCAAUCAAAAUAUGCAUGCGGAGAAAGGGGAAAGCAUUAGGCCUUUAAUUGAUGCGGAAAUAGAGAAAGGCAUUUCAGUUCUCAUCAAAGAGGUUGAUUCUUCAUUCAAUGCUGAGGAAUUUUUGAAGAAUCAGCAGCAAAUCUCUGGUACAAAUGCAUAUAGCUUCCAGGGUGCAGGUGACAAGAGUAUUACAUUGGGUAGGGUGGAAGCCUCAGUUAAGGCUGUUAGAGCUGCAUUAGAGAAGUUAGAAGCGGGAGCUUCGCUUGAGGAUGCAAAAAAUGUCUGUGGUCCAGAGGUGAUCAAGCAAAUAUUCAAGUGGAAGGAGAAUCUUGCUGUCUAUCUUGGACCUUUUCUCCAUGGAAUGAGGUAUACAUCUUUUGGUCGCCAUUUCACAAAAGUGGAGAAGCUUAUAGAGAUUGUCAACAGGCUCCAUUGGUAUGUACAACAUGGUGAUACUAUAGUCGACUUUUGCUGUGGUUCCAAUGAUUUCAGUGGUUUAUUAAAAGAGAAGCUAGAGAAGGUUGGGAAGUCGUGCUUAUUUAAAAAUUAUGAUCUUUUUCAGCCAAAGAAUGAUUUUAGUUUUGAAAAGAGAGAUUGGAUGAGUGUGAAGCCAAACGAAUUACCAGAUGGUUCUAGACUGAUUAUGGGACUGAACCCCCCUUUUGGGGUCAAGGCAUCUCGUGCUAACAAGUUCAUCAACAAGGCUCUUACAUUCAGACCAAAGCUUAUCAUACUUAUUGUUCCAAGGGAAACCAGAAGACUUGAUGAGAAAGAUGCUUAUGAUUUGGUUUGGGAGGAUGACAGAGUUCUAUCUGGCAAGUCAUUUUACCUCCCAGGUUCAGUUGAUGUAGAGGACAAGCAGUUGGAGCAAUGGAAUGUAAAGGCACCUCCACUUUAUCUUUGGAGUCGCCAUGAUUGGACAGCCAGGCACAAGGCAAUAGCACGAGAGCAACAUCAUGCAUACGACUGGCUGGAAGAGUUGCCUGGAAAUGGAGAAAAUGCGAAAGAAGUUGAAUUUAAUUACCUUAUGCAGGACAAACAUGAUUGUUAUGGCGAUUUCUCGAAAGACGUAUAUGCUUGUGGAGGUAUUUCCAGCAUAUUGGAUGGUGUUCCCGAAAUGAAUGAUGGAUUUGAAUCCGAAGGCAGCAGAGGAACUGUCCAUGGAAAGAACAUGGAAGGCCAGUUUCCUGGAAGCAGUAGUAUUUGGAAGAACAAUGACUUCCCAAAGAAGAUACAUGACAAAGUAAUUGAGAUGCAACCUGAAGGACAUGGCCAUAUGGAUGCAUCUCCAAAGGCAGCAUCAGAUAAUGGGAUAGCUUUGGAAACUGAUGACAUGUGCAUUGAUAUGGAAAUAUCAUCUCCAGACAACAGAGCCGGAUAUUAUGAGGUUCCUGGAACUAAAGGAGGAGAUGGGGUCUUCCAGAACCGUGGACAAGGUCCUCUUAAUUUGGGGUUCAAAACAGAGUAUAGGUUUAGGGAUAUCCAAAACCCUGUCUCAGCUCCUCGUCAAGAAAGCAAAAAACCCAGUGAGUAUCAGAAGUGGAAAUUACAUCAGUGAAUGUGAUUGAUGGUUCCUGAGUUGUUCAGUGGACUCAACUGAUCUUCCCUCUUAAACUGGAACUAAAACUACAUAGCAAUAGUAGUAGGAAUAAGAAUAGGAUAUCUUUCUUAGCCUUUGAAGAACUAAUUCCACUGCUCUUAUUAGAUGAUGACGAUGAGUUAUAGUGCACUGACCCCAUGAUAUGACAUUGUUCCUUGCAUUCGUAUCUUUCAAGUA